UGCAGAUCUGUUAAUCUUUCACCUGCGACUAGUCGACUACCCUCAUCUGCGUCAUUCAUCGAUCUGGAUUAACUCGAGUAGUAAUGGCGUGGUAUACUGACCGAGGAUGGAUGUAUGAAAAGACCGAUAGUAAUGGAUUUCUUAAUUCUGAAUACUGUGACAAUGUCGAAUUGUUUUUGGACUUCGCAUUUUCUAAAGAAGAAGUGGUUGAUACGUGGGUGAAUAUGCAUGGUGAGACAAAACGUAACAUAAAAUGUCCUUGUUAUAAAUGCCAAAAUAUAAGUUACAGAGACAGAGCCACUGUACAAAAACACUUGUUUAAGGAUGGUUUCAUGCUUCGUUAUGAAAUAUGGAGUGAACAUGGUGAAAAGUCCAACCACGAUGUUGGACAAUCUUCUACUACAAUGGAGAUUGAUGAUGAUGAUGAUGAUGGUUGCAAACGUAUGGUGUUAGAUAACUUGUGUUCAUGCGAUUAUACUUCAAGUACAUUGGAAGGACGUGUACCGAAUCCAGAAGCAAAAAGAUUCUAUGACAUGUUAGAAGCUGCUGAUGAACCUUUGUGGGAGGGCGAAAAGGCUACAAGUUUUUCAAAGUUACAAGCUGCUACGAGUUUUUUGACAUGGAAAUCACUUUUCAAUGUGUCAACUGCAGCUUACAACUUUAACAUUUCCAUGAUUAAUGCAAUGUUGCCCGAAAAUAAUAAACUUCCAAAAAGCUUUUAUGAUACGAAGAAGAGUUUGGAACCAUUGAGUCUUCCAUACGAGAGAAUUGAUGUUUGCAAAAACCAUUGCAUGAUAUUCUAUAAGCAAGACAAGGCAUUGACACAUUGUAAAUAUUGUAAGGAAUCUCGUUACAAAAGUGUCUUGAAUAAGGUACCUAAUUUGGUGAUGUGGUACAUGCCAAUUGGUCCUAGACUUAAAAGGUUAUAUAUGUCUACAAAAACGGCCAAAGAUAUGACUUGGCACCAUGACCACAAAACAAAAGAGGGUAGCAUGGCACAUCCUAGUGACGGCAUGGCUUGGAAGCAUUUUGACUCGGAGAAUCCUGACUUUGCAAAAGAGAUUCGCAAUGUUCGUCUUGGGUUAUGCACUGACGGUUUCAAUCCAAAUAACUCUAACUCAAUUCCUUACUCAUUGUGGCCCGUCUUUCUUACAAUCUAUAACUUACCCCCGUGGAUGAGUAUGAAAGACUCGUUUAUUGAAGUUAUAAAUGCUCCAAAUAAGGAGCAUUUGAGAGACCUAGCCCAAGGCCCUCUAACUUAUGUUAAGUCACACAAGGGCUAUUUUGUUAAUGGUUACAAAUUUCACACGAAAACAGCAUACGAUGGUCGGGUGACACAAAAUAGUGGUGUGUGUGUCAAAGGCGCUUCGUACAAUGAACAUGAAAAUGAUUACUAUGGAUUAUUAGAUGAGAUCUUAGAGUUGGAAUAUCAUAGCACCAUAGGACGUUGUGUGGUUGUUUUGUUCAAAUGUACCUGGUUUGAUCCUGUGAGGGGGGUAAGGGUAGACCCUAAAACUCAUAUGGUUGAUGUUAAACCUACGGCUACAGGAUGUGUUGAUGACCCCUUUAUCUUAGCCUCGCAAGCACAACAAGUGUAUUAUACUUCUUAUCCUUCAAAAUCAAAAGAACUAAAAGGCUGGUUAGCCGUUGUAAAGACUACCCCAAGGGGAGUUUACGAACUCGACCAAGAUGUUAGUGAAAUAGAGGAUGAUGAUGUGGAUAUGGAGCCUUUCUUUCAAGAGAAUGAAAGAAUAGAAUGCACGGUAAUGGAUGAUCUUCUCCCUAUUUCUCUUGUACAUGAGGAUGGAAGGUUGGAAGAAGUGGAGGAUACGGAUGGCGAUAAUGAUGAAAAAGUUGAGUUUGAAGCCACAACUUUAGCUGACGAGGAUUUCCACAUCUUGCUUAAUUUUGACGAUGAAGAUUUAGAGUGACGGGUUUGUUUGUUAUAUACAAUGGCACAGGUUCAUGCGUCUACCCUUCGUCGUCAUCGUCGUCAUCUUCCCCAUCAUCACCUACACCGGCAAUAAGCAAAACGCCUCGUCUACUGCACUUUCAUGCAAUUUAUUAAUUCUGACUUUGGUUUAAUUUCGACCUUUGUUGCUGAAAUUUGGUUUAAUUUGGUAUAUUAUAGUUUCUACACUUUCAUGCAAUUUAUUUUAUAAUUCCUGCAAAUGGGUCAAAGGCUGCAGAAAUGCCUGUUUUGGCUGCAAGUUUGUUUAA
Helianthus annuus (common sunflower) is the source of this 2220-nucleotide messenger RNA. RefSeq lists its product as uncharacterized. NCBI's taxonomy places the organism in Eukaryota, Viridiplantae, Streptophyta, Magnoliopsida, Asterales, Asteraceae. The coding region runs from base 84 to 1931 and encodes 615 amino acids. The record is from RefSeq and is a predicted model, not a curated record. The transcript is spliced from 4 exons.